Molecule: messenger RNA, 213 nt
Organism: Schistosoma mattheei
Lineage: Eukaryota; Metazoa; Platyhelminthes; Trematoda; Strigeidida; Schistosomatidae
Source: the annotation of a GenBank genome assembly
AUGAAUAACUCAGUUUGUAGUGAUCCAGACUAUCUUACUGCCGAUAUCUUAACCGAAUUUUCAUCAAUCAUAGGUGAUAUGUGUGUACGUCCUAAAAUUAAUACGAAAGUUAUUUUGAAAUUAGUCAAUAAACACUUUCAUAACAAUUCGACAAUCGUUCCAUGUCUUAUUUAUAAAUGUUAUCUGGAUAACUUCAGACUAAUCCAUCAGUGA